AUGAAGGAGAGUGAUUAUGAUUACUAUGUACAUUGGGAGAAGUUCGAUAGACGUUUAGACUGUUGGCUUGCAUAUAAAAAUCUACGUCUUCUGGAUGAAGAGCCAAAUGAUGGAUACCCAUGUAUUAGAGAAAUAGAUAAUGGAGAAUCAGAUCAUGAUGACCAUGCAGGAAUUGACAAAGAAUAUCUGAGAGAACAUGAAGAAAAUACAAAAUUGAAAACAAUUAAUCAAAUAAAAUUUGGGAAAUAUUUAAUAGAUACAUGGUAUUUUUCUCCAUACCCAAAAGAGUAUCAAAAUAUAGACAUUCUAUACAUAUGUGAAUUUUGUUUGUCUUUUUUUAAAGAGAAUGAAGAACUACUACGACAUACAGAAAAAUGCGAAAUUAGACAUCCACCUGGAAAUGAAAUAUAUCGAUGUGAUAAUAUAUCUAUUUUUGAAAUUGAUGGAAAUUAUUUCCGAAUUUAUUGUGAAAAUUUAUGCUUCCUUUCUAAGCUCUUUUUAGAUCAUAAAACGUUAAAACAUCGAGUCAAUUUAUUUUAUUUUAU
Messenger RNA from Plasmodium cynomolgi strain B, 545 nucleotides. Its product is annotated as histone acetyltransferase. The annotation marks the transcript as partial. Gene Ontology annotation, molecular function: histone acetyltransferase activity. Lineage: Eukaryota; Apicomplexa; Aconoidasida; Haemosporida; Plasmodiidae. The record is from RefSeq and is a predicted model, not a curated record. The transcript has a single exon. Gene Ontology annotation, biological process: regulation of DNA-templated transcription.